GUUGAAAAGACAGAAUGGAAAAAGGCAUUGGCGAGUUUAGUGCGUGUGAACUCACCUUGGUUUACGAGCCAACUCUUCCUUCCUCCUUAAACAAUUCCUUCAGUAGCAGUUGCAGUUCCUCAAUCGUCAUUUCUUCUACAAACUUAAACCUAAAUUAUUAUGAAACCUCCUCAACCUUCUGAUUUCUCUAAUUGGGGCCUCAAAGUUUCGCGGGAAAAACCUGUGACUAUCAGCUUACAUCCCAACAAGCGUCUUCGAAUCUGUCGGGCCACUUUAGGGUAUGGUGUUGAUAAACUUAACAAGGAAAGAAGUUUGUUGUCGGUCAAAUACAGGGAUAACAAUGGAGUUUACUUGUGCUCUCUAAGGUUGCAUUGUUGUGAAUCGUAUGCCUUGAAUGAUGUCUUUGAAGGACCUCAUGAUGUCAUCUUUUCUGUUAAAGGUCCUGGACCAAUCCACUUGGUUGGCUACUUGUAUCAUGAUUGUCCAUUGCCUACUAUUCUCAAUCAAACUAUCAUUCAAGAUGCAACUGUUAAAGAACACAUCUUAAGUGAGAAGAAAUUAAAACGGAAAAGAGGGGAUACACGUCUGCCAAAUGCUGCUGAUCAAGUUGAUGAAAACAAUGGUCAAGGGCAUGACGAAUAUAAUGUGAAGCUUGAUGACUCUAAGAAAAAAGGAAUUGCGAAAGACCCUGAUGAUGAUGUGUGCUUGGAGGCUGCGGAAGGUAAAAGUUGUGAUUUAGGGAGUGUUUCGCAAAUGUACUUGAAGAAGUAUUUUCCUCCUCACUCCUUGGUAUCAUCUCCCACGACUUGUCAAUUAAGCUCUCAAGUUGAAGAAUUGAAAAUGAUGGUAGAGGAAAGCCAAAAAGUGGCCGCAGAAAGCUAUAAAAUGGCUAAGGCUACCAAUGAGAAAAAUGAGAAGGAAAAUGAAGAAUGGAGGAAGGAAAAAAAAGUAUGGAUGAAUGAGAGAAAAGCCAUGCAAACCAAGUUGACCGAGUUACUAAACGUUGUCCAUAACUUUUGUCGCUUUCAUGGCACUCGAGGUUCGCCAUCCGCCACUUAGUUAUCCACAAAAGGUUUUGUGAUUAUUUCCUAACUUAUUAGUGUCUUCUGUGUGGAAGCGCAGGAGCUGUUUGUUGUGCUUAAUAUGUAUUUGGCAAGCAUUGGUGCUUUUGAUUUUGAGUUUAAUAGUUAGUUAGUUGUAGUACGUACUAAUUUGUAUUCGGUACUUACAUUCCUCUAGUUUUCGGUGAAACAAUGUGGGUUUUUUAGUUUGUUAAAUGUCUCAGUUUGUUGUAAAGUGCAUUGGAUUUGAAAAUUGGAAGGGCAUAUUAUUUUACUCCA
This is a messenger RNA of Spinacia oleracea (spinach), 1340 nucleotides long. RefSeq lists its product as uncharacterized. The coding region runs from base 160 to 1059 and encodes 299 amino acids. NCBI's taxonomy places the organism in Eukaryota, Viridiplantae, Streptophyta, Magnoliopsida, Caryophyllales, Amaranthaceae. The record is from RefSeq and is a predicted model, not a curated record. The transcript has 6 exons.